This is a messenger RNA of Magnusiomyces paraingens, 717 nucleotides long. RefSeq lists its product as uncharacterized. NCBI's taxonomy places the organism in Eukaryota, Fungi, Ascomycota, Dipodascomycetes, Dipodascales, Dipodascaceae. The transcript has a single exon. Bases 1 to 717 code for a protein of 238 amino acids. The record is from RefSeq and is a predicted model, not a curated record.
AUGUCACAGCACAGAGGAAUAAUAGUAAUUACCAUCUCGUUCUUUUUUGUAUCAUUGAUGGCUAUCAACUUUUUCUUUUUCAACAGUAACAAUAUACGGAUUUUUUCUUCGUUGCAAGAUUCAACAUUAACCCCAGUUGACCGGCUAUGGACCAAUUCUCCCUUUAAAGUACUGACACAUCAAAAUCGUCAUAACGCAUAUAACCGAUUAACAUCUGCUGAACGAGAAAAAUACAUAAAGUACCUUUACAUGUUUGAAGGCUCCCAUCCUCAACAGGGAUCCAAACUACGACCAGAUUAUCAAAAAUUGAAAAGAAUUCUAGACCGAAGAAUUAGAGAAACUCUUGAGCAGCCACAAAACCAGCCAGGAUACAAUAAUGGGGGGACAGAAGAAUCUUUACAAAGGGAAAUGAAGGCACUUUCCAAAACAAAGAGCCUUAAGACCGAGAACGAUAAGCCCGAGUACGAGUCGGAUUUGGAAGAAACCGAGAAUGUUUUAAAGAGCAGUAGUCAUAUUAAUAGUAAUAGUAAUAGUAAAAGUGAGGGAAGUUUAAAUAAAGACUCAAAUCAGGGAACAGGUUCAACUAAACAAAAGCGGUGGUGGUAUGAUAAUUCUCAGAAAUCAGAGCUCGAAGAUAUUUAUCAGAAAAAACUACCAAAUGAACGCGAGGCAGACGAUUGGUUAAGAGAAGUUAUUGGACACGAAUCUGGGCUUUAG